Messenger RNA from Penicillium odoratum, 1239 nucleotides. RefSeq names its product lipid-binding SYLF domain-containing protein. Gene Ontology annotation, cellular component: actin cortical patch. Gene Ontology annotation, biological process: actin cortical patch localization; actin filament bundle assembly. The record is from RefSeq and is a predicted model, not a curated record. The transcript is spliced from 3 exons. NCBI's taxonomy places the organism in Eukaryota, Fungi, Ascomycota, Eurotiomycetes, Eurotiales, Aspergillaceae. The coding region runs from base 1 to 1239 and encodes 412 amino acids. Gene Ontology annotation, molecular function: phosphatidylinositol binding; actin filament binding.
AUGAAAAACCCACUACACAAUCCACUGCCGGCCUCGCUUUCUAGCGAGUGCAAAAAGGCCGCUGCGAUUCUUGAAUCUUUCAUCGACCCCAAGCUCAAGAUUGAUGGAGAGAUCCCACGUAAGAUGUUUCUCAGGGCAAAGGGAAUCGCAAUCUACACAGCAUUCAGAGUCGGGUUCCUAGGCUCUGUGCGCUUUGGUUCAGGGCUGAUAGUCGCCAGACUGCCUGAUGGUAGCUGGUCUGCUCCAUCAGCAAUGGCUAUGGGUGGCAUUGGCGCAGGUGGUCAAUUUGGCGCAGAAUUAACCGAUUUCGUGUUCGUGCUGACCACGGACGUGGCAGUGAAAACAUUCAUGCAAUCAGGAUCUGUGACUCUAGGCGGAAAUAUAUCUAUGGCUGUUGGCCCUGUUGGACGCACUGCCGAAGCCGGGGGUGUUAUGGGUACUAAGGGUGCAACUGGGGUUUUCGCUUACUCCAAGACCCGUGGACUAUACGGCGGUCUCACAGUCGAGGGAGGGGUACUUGCGGAACGCAGUGAUGCGAAUAAGAAGCUCUAUAGACGCAAAAUCGGAGCGAAAGAGUUGUUGACCGGUGUAAUUCCAUCACCGCCAGAAGCUGAGCCUCUCAUGACAGUCUUGAAUGGUGAUUACUUUCAAUUAGAAUCAUCUGCCCAGCCAACUGCAGGGGAUUCGUCGCAGGCCUUUAGCCGCGGUGUUGGAACUUCAGGUCAAUCGAAUUCUGGACAGCCACAGCAGAUUGUUGCUUCCUCUCAUCACGAGGCCGUGGUUGCCGAAAUGGGUGUAGAGGAAAGGGCUAAUGCUGCAGAGUCACCUACUAAAAUACUCCAUGAUGCGCCAAUCAUCCCGGAAUUACCGAGCUUAGCUUCUCAACCGACAUCAAUUGCUGAGCCCAAACCCGAGCUCUCAUCGGCUGAUGCUGAAAUAGCCAAGAAGACCACCCUUGAUGAUUCGAAGACAGAUCCUCUAGCAACUAUGCCGAGUCUCGAGCAGGCACUGAGUACAGAGCUCCAAUACACAGUUUCUCAAGUGGGAUCUACUUCCCAAAACACUGCCAGUACUGCCAUCGGGCCAAUCGCUGAACAUCUGUCUCCCGUCCAUACAGAUGCUGAGCGAGUGGCUCAAGUCACAGAAUCGACUAAUGAUGUUAUGCUAGAUGAACUAAAGACCAAGCAACCCGAACCUGCCACCGAACGUGUAUCUGGCGAUCCAGAAUCUUCUAAAUGA